This is a messenger RNA of Microsporum canis CBS 113480, 1377 nucleotides long. RefSeq lists its product as hypothetical. Gene Ontology annotation, molecular function: protein binding. The coding region runs from base 1 to 1377 and encodes 458 amino acids. The record is from RefSeq and is a predicted model, not a curated record. The transcript has 4 exons. NCBI's taxonomy places the organism in Eukaryota, Fungi, Ascomycota, Eurotiomycetes, Onygenales, Arthrodermataceae.
AUGAGCCCACAGUCUUCGAGGGUGAUGAGCCCAGAUGCUGCUGGCCCCUCGUCGUCUCCUCCGGUUCUCCCUGAAGGAUGGCUCGCCCAGUGGGACGGACGACAGCAGCGAUGGUAUUAUGUCCAACCCGUCACCAGGAAAUCCCAAUGGGAGAUCCCGACUGAACCGUUCAUUGCAUCGACGUCUUCGACUCCUCACUCGGCCGCCAGUCCUGGUCCGUAUCCGUCCCCUCUCACCAUGAGCUCCACGUCGCCCGAAUCCGAAGCUACAAGAGAAUUGAUGGAAGUAAGGAACGGGAAGUGGGGUGGAAACGGCAACUUCGCGGCUACACAACAGUUAUCGCCUCAGAGCACUUCUCCAAGGUCUCAAAGAACCCCGGUUGCCGGCGAUGUGAUCCAGCACUCACGCUCCUCAGCGCAAAGCACGCCUGUCCAUGUCAUACCCGAUCUCUCUGCCCUAGCCGGCCAAGACGAGAUGGUGACCCAGCACAAUAGCGCAAGCCAUUCGCGCGUUGGAAGCAAUACACCCCAACAGCCCAUAUCUCUACCUGGCCAGGCGCAAGGCUUUCAUGCCACGUCGGGCUCGCCAGCCAACCAACAACUGCAACAACACUUUCCUCCGCAGCCCCAGUCCUACAAUGAAAACCCCAUCCAGAGCAGCGGUGUUCCCAUGGGACAACCGCAACAUGUAAACAGCAUACCGAUGAACCCGAGCCCGCCAGGCCAGUUCUAUGGAGGCCAGAUGCAUGACCCCAACCCGCGCUCGUUUAGCGGCCCUCCACAGCCGGGAGACCCCCGUUUCGCAAACCAGCCCAUUCCAGUGACACCUGGAAAAUUCCCUCCCCGCGUUUCUCCAGUGCACAACCAACGACACCAGGAACAUGGGAUCACCCUUCUCAACCAAGACCCCAACGCCCCUCCUAUCUUCCCCGUCUCUCACCGUGAAGCGCAGAGGAAAAGACAGUCGGAAAGACAAGAGUCGUACGCAAAGUACCAGGCUGGGCCGGCAGGCCAGCCGUACCCCUCUCGGGGCCCUCCCACAGGGAACUAUGACCACAGAUAUAGAGAGCCAGAAAGCCUGCCAAGGAAUAUCCCACCGCCACCGGCCGGCUUCGGUUCAAACCCCAUCUAUGACCCCCAUAUAGACCAGGGCAGACCUAUAUAUCAGGAACCGAUCCCAGGGCCAUCCGGUGGCCAAUAUGCAACUUCAAGACAACAUGGUAGCCCUGGAAAUGGGCCAUCAUGGCAGCAGCCACCACCUCCACCCCACUAUGGCGGAUAUCAAUCCGGUAUGCCGCCUCGCGCUGACUAUGUGCCACCACCGCAACAGCAUUACGGAGGAGACGUCGGAGGAUACCCCGGCAACUGGGGAAGAUAA